Lizanozyma spartinae is the source of this 1275-nucleotide messenger RNA. RefSeq lists its product as uncharacterized. Gene Ontology annotation, biological process: cellular response to oxidative stress; hydrogen peroxide catabolic process; response to reactive oxygen species. Gene Ontology annotation, molecular function: heme binding; peroxidase activity. The transcript is spliced from 2 exons. The record is from RefSeq and is a predicted model, not a curated record. NCBI's taxonomy places the organism in Eukaryota, Fungi, Ascomycota, Pichiomycetes, Serinales, Debaryomycetaceae. Bases 1 to 1275 code for a protein of 424 amino acids.
AUGGUGUUUUCUAUGUGGUCUGUGAGGUAUCCCUUAAAUUUGACCCGGUUCAGUUUGAUUCCUGAAAAGACAGCAUAUUUAUGGGACCGGUAUGCUAUUCACGCGUCACCAUGUAUACUACAAAAGCUUUAUAAUGGAAAACAACUUGAGCCAGGUUACGUCUUCAAUGGUAUAAAGCUUAGCAAAUAUGAAGGUUUCAACGAUUAUUUGGCUUAUAAAGUCGCUAAUGAAGCACUUGCUGAAGGUAAAAAUUCAAGUCCAAAAACAUUAACAACGUUUUAUAGCAGCACAGGUGAGUUGGAACUUGUGGAAAAUACUAGAAAAAUUCCAUCAUUUGAAGCUAUAUCUGAUGUUGAUGAUGUAAUGUUUACUGGCGUUGAAGCCGACUCAGAUGACGAGCAAAUCAUCAGAGCUACAAAAUUUAAAGGUCAAGGGACAAGCCAAAAACAUGUUAAAGAAGAAAUCAAAAAAAUAUUCCAUUCUGCUCCAGAAUAUGAUGAUGGAUCUUUAGCACCUAUAAUACUUAGACUCUCAUGGCACUGUUGCGCAACAUUUGAUUCAAAUAGCAAGACCGGUGGUUCAAACGGGUCCACUAUGAGAUAUGUUCCUGAAAUUACAGAUGAAGGUAAUACUGGACUUGAUAUUGCCCGGGCUGCCCUUGAACCAGUAAAACAAAAGUUUCCAUUAAUUACAUAUUCAGAUUUGUGGACCUUAGCUGGGGUCCUUGCACUUGAGAGUAUGUGCGACCCAGUGAAAGUGGCACAAUUGAAUAUUAAUUGGAUGCCCGGCCGAACCGAUUGUAUUGAUAACUCAAAAGUACCACCUAAUGGUCGUUUACCUUUUGCUUACAAAGAUGCCAAUCAUGUAAGAUCCACAUUUCAUCGUAUGGGAUUUGAUGUGCCUCAAACCGUUGCACUUUGUGGAGCCCAUUGCAUUGGUAGAUGUCACAAACGGUUUAGUGGCUGGGAGGGGAAAUGGACCCAUAACCCCGUAUUGUUUACAAACGAGUUCUUCCGUGCUCUAAUAAACGAGGAAUGGAUCAGUGGUAUUGUUCCAGAGACAGGAAGGCAACAAUAUUAUAACUCCGAUAAACUGUUAAUGAUGCUUAAUACAGAUAUUGAGUUAACAAUGGAUUCGGAACUUAGAUUCUGGGUAGAGAAGUACGCAAAUGAUGAGAAAUUAUUCUUCCAAAUGUUUUCAAUUGCAUUCAGCAAAUUGUUAGAGUUGGGUAUUGAAAGAGACCCUAUAACGUUAGAAAUAAUUCAUUCCAGUUGA